AUGAAUACUUCAACCGCGGGCAAUUACUCAUUUCAAAGCAAGGGUACUACUGAUAUAUAUGGCUAUCUCUAUAAUAAAACAUUCACACCAAACAAUACUAGUUUAAAUUUCAUUACGCAAGAUGAUGACAGUGGUGAUGGAACUAAUUUUAAGUUCAAUGCGAAUAUGUUCGCAUUUCAGUCAGCCGUUCUCGUUGUUACAACAUAUAGCGUUUCAAGAACUGCAGCAUUCAAAGUGAUAAUCGAUGGACCGGCUCGAGUAUCUUGUGGUCCAUAUGUCUCCAUGCCACUCGCAAUCACUUGUCGAACAAGUACUCCGAAUAAUACAGCUGCUUGCUCUGCUCCUAUCAUUACUCUGAUGCCGGGGUCAUCAUCCUUGGAGAAACCCCUUCAAUUUCGUCGAAGUCAAGACUUUUAUAUCAACGCAAACAUAAAUCGCUCUUGUGUGACAUCACUGGGAGCAGUUUCAAAUUGGGCUAUAUCCAUUUGUAACACAGAAUGCCGUUCUCCGAUUUCAAUCCAUCACUCGAUUAUCAGAACUGUUAAUGAACUAUACGUGCCUGCUAAAACACUAGAAUAUGGCAUCUACGAACUCAAACUAACCGUAACGAUGGUUGAGUUUCCUAUACUGUCGACAUCGGUAGCAAGCUAUAUUAAGAUCAAUCCAUCAGGCAUCACUGCUGUUCUGGUUCCUCUAGGCACCUCUAUGAUAACUCACGGCCAUGAACAAACCUUAACGCUCGAUCCAGGUACAUAUUCGAAAGAUCCAGAUUCAGACGUGUUCAAUGCAACUCAAUGGAACUAUACCUAUUAUUGUCGAAUCUAUGGGUCACCAAAUAGUAGUGAAUCAUGGAUACCAAUUGAUCAUAAUGAAACGCUUCGACAUAGUAGUUCCUGCUUCUCUAACCAAUCCAGUGAUGUAAAACCAUGGUACUAUCGUUCAAAUGAAUCGCGGUCAUCGAUCACCAUUUUGGCAUAUUCACUUGCAACCAAUCAAACCUAUCAAUUCAUGGUGACGAUGGAUCACAUCCAUAAUACUAGUCUUCAAGCCACUGGUUAUGCACUUGUAAUAGUGGAAAAUAAUCGCUCACAAGUGAUUGCAAUCGGAUGCGUCAUAUCAACGAUGUGUUCACACAAUCUUGAGUUUCAAGACAUCAAUCCAAGCACACAAGUAGCACUCUUCUCGCGUCCAGUCAACAAAUCAGCUUCAUUAAUUAAUAUCACAUGGAAUGUCUACUAUGUACUGACGAAUUCAUCCACAAACGUACAAAAUUGGACCUUGUUUACUCAUACGGUCGGCAAGUAUCGAGAUACUUGGUUUUUUGGCAAUAACACAAGUAAUUUUACCGCUAGUAAACAAUUGUUCCAGGAACAUCCGAACAUAACACUCUGGCGUUUCGAAGUUAUCUAUACGUUCAAACAAGAGAUAAGUUUGAGUGCACUGAAUUUCAAAAUUAAGAAACCACCGCAACCUGGCAAUUGGUCCAUUGCUCCUCCUAAUGGCACAACAAGUACCAAAUUCAUUUUAUCAUGUGAAGACCAACCCGACAUAGAUGAGAUCAAAGACUACUCAUUCUUUGCUUGGACAGCGGGUCUUAGGGAACGCUUAAUGCUUGGGGUCACAACAGCCCAAACAUUUGAAGUGCUAUUACCUGUUGGUGAUAGAAAUCCAUCAUCAGUCAUUGUGAUCGUACAAGUUCGAGAUAAACUCAAUUGUAUUACUGAAACUAACACUACAGCUGUGUCAGUGACUUCUGAGUACACUCACAUUACCUCGUUCAUUGAUAUUAUCAAAACUACUUCCAACAACAACGGCAUUGCAAUUCACAUGAACCCUCUGGUUCAACUCUUAGAGAACAGCAAUCCGGAUGUAAUCGCACAAGUGGUCACAACAGUUUCACAAGUAUUUAACCAAUUGAACACUGAAAUUAUCGAAUCAGCUGUCAAAAUUGGCAUUCCUGCAGAAACUGUUUCUGUUUCGUCGUUGGGCAGUCGAACGAUAAACGCCUCAUCUGAAUCACCAAGCGAUUCGACUUUGAUUCAGUAUAUGCAGCAAUUGAACAAUCACGCCACUGCUCGUGAAUACCUCAUGAAGAAAAUAAACAAUUCGCAGAUAAUUACAUCGGACAAUUUUCUGUUGCAAGCAUCAUCUCUUGCUCAACUCACCCAAGCGACUAAUCAGCUUACAAGAUCUACCUGCCUAAUCGCAUCUAGCAAAUGUCUAGCACUAGCGCUUGCUCUAAAAGACAUGAAUAAUACGAUUAGCUUUGAAGACACUCAAAUGGCUGCUGAUCACAUUAUGCAAUGUGCUACCAAUGUUCUAAGUGCUAUCAAUAUGCCACUACAGCAGCGAGGAAAGGCUCUCGAUAUAGAUUUAGCUGAUACCACAGCUAAGGUAGAUAAGGCCGCUGUUGAUCUCGAAUCAAACUGGGCUGAUAUAAAUCUCUUGAACAACAAAGAUAAACUAAUCUAUGAGAGAAACAUCUACGAGCAAAAUCUCAUAGCGAAUACCAUUGCCAAUCAAGCGAAUGAAACUAUGGUAGCGAUUACAACAGCGCUCAAAGUUCAUUUGAAUAUCCAUCAAAGUAUAACAGUAAAUACAACAGCAGUGUUCGCCUCUUGGGAAACGGCAUUAAAAACCUCUCUGUUUAAUAAAACAAUUCAACCAUUUGAUAGUGCUAAGAUUCACCUUCCACUAACAUUGAAUUCGAAUCUGAGCGAUAGUGAAGUAGUUUCGUUACGGUUCGUAAUGCAACCACUUGCAUUAGCUAGUGCCACUCAUUCUCAAGUGAAUACUAGCAUGUCGACGAUGAUUUCAUUUUCGGUGCUUGAUUCCAAUGGCACAGAGAUUCCAAUUGUCACCGACGACGAACACCCUAUUGAGAUUAUCAUUCCACGAGAUCCCAACUUCAUAAUACCACCCAUGAUCUUACAUAAUGUUACGAAAAUGUAUGCCCCCACACAACAGUUUCACUUUCAGACCUUUAAUAUUACACAAUCGAACGAAAAUUUAACUGUCUCUCUUCAUUUCGAAAUGCGUCCUCGUAAUCCAAGCCUAAAUUAUUUAUUGAUCUUGAAGUUUGACGGUCAACCUCAUUUAAACAGUACGAUUAAAAAUAUCGACGAUUGGUCGUUAUUAUGUUCUUCAAGUGAGUUUUGA
Molecule: messenger RNA, 3159 nt
Organism: Rotaria socialis
Lineage: Eukaryota; Metazoa; Rotifera; Eurotatoria; Philodinida; Philodinidae
Source: the annotation of a GenBank genome assembly